AUGUCUCUUUUAUGGGGCACUGAGAUGGUGGAUCUGUUCGUUGGGCCUGACAAGAAGCUCAUCCAUGUUCACAAAGGCAUUCUCCCGAAGAAAAUUCAAUACUUUGAUAAGAUGUUUGAUGGCUCUUGGAUCGAGUCUGCCAAUAACUCAGCUAUUUCUCCUGAGGGUACCGUCGAGUCAUUUGACUUGCUCAUAGGAUGGAUCUACCGUGGAAGCUUGCGUCCGCUUCAGGAGGAUAUCAAAGUUAAUGGAAGACUGGGCGGGGACACGUUCGAUCUAUACGUGCUUUGUGAGAAGUUUUGUCUUGCCGAAGUAAUGGACGAAAUCAUGGACGCUAUACGAACCUACAAACAUACUAGGGAUUUUCAUGGGGGUUAA
This is a messenger RNA of Botrytis porri, 378 nucleotides long. RefSeq lists its product as uncharacterized. Lineage: Eukaryota; Fungi; Ascomycota; Leotiomycetes; Helotiales; Sclerotiniaceae. Gene Ontology annotation, molecular function: protein binding. Bases 1 to 378 code for a protein of 125 amino acids. The record is from RefSeq and is a predicted model, not a curated record. The transcript has 2 exons.